CCAAUAUUCAAACACUUCAUCAAAUACUCCCAUCAUCAUCACCUUUAUUCUCUCAUUACUAGUUCAAUCAUUUUCAUUUCCACCAUCAUAAUUUUAUCAAAAACCCUAAUUAUGGAUGUGAAUCAUCUAUACAAUUACUUGAUCUCAACACCAUCUUCCACAGUGGUAACUGGUGGCAUCGUUGCUUUAGUACUGUUUCUAUAUUUUUUACGUCUCACAUGGAAGACAUCAACCAGAUCCUCAAAACUCAAAGAACCACCAGUACCAGCCGGCGGUUGGCCGAUUAUCGGUCAUCUCCUUGUAUUAGGAGGACCAGACCUUCCUCACAUAGCACUAGGAAAAUUAGCUGAAAAAUAUGGACCCGUCUUCACCAUUAACAUCGGGGUACAUAAAUCACUUAUUGUUAGUGACUGGGAGGUGGUGAAAGAAUGUUUUACGAUAAAUGAUAAGAUAUGGUCUUCACGUCCUUUGCAGGUAGCCAUGAAGAUCAUGGGUACGGCAAUGUUUGGGUUCUCUCCAUAUGGGCAUUAUUGGCGUGAACUUCGCAAGAUUAUGAACAGAGAAGUUCUUUCUCACAGUCGCAUUGAAUCUUUACACCAUGUAUGGGCUUCCGAGAUCAAUACAUCCGUCAAAGAACUCUACCAGACAUGGGGAGAGAAAACCAACGGCGGUGGUCCUGUAUUGCAUGAUAUGACACGAUGGGUUUGUGAUUUAACCUUGAAUAUGUCGGUGAAGAUGGCCGUUGGUAAGAGAUACAACUUUAGGGAUGCUUCCGAAGAUGAUGAAGCUGCGAGAUGCCAGUACGCUUUGAGAGAGUUCUUUAGGUUGGUGGGACUUUUCAUUCCCUCGGACGCCUUGCCGUUUUUAGGAUGGUUGGAUAUUGGUGGUUACCAGAAGGUAAUGAAGAAAGUGGCGAGAGAUUUAGAUGCCUUGAUGCAAGGAUGGCUGGAUGAACACAAAAAAGAGAGGUUAUUAUCAGGUCCAAAUAAGAAGGCAGCUGAAAAAGAUUUUAUGGAUGUGAUGAUUAACAUACUCGAGGAUCAAAAUACAAAACUGUCUGACAUUUAUGAUGCGGAUACUAUCAAUAAGGCUACCUGUUUGACUCUAAUCCUGGGAGGAGCUGACACAAAUAUGGUUAGUAUAGUAUGGGUACUAUCUCUACUAGUGAACCACCCACAUGAAUUGAAGAAAGUCCAUGACGAGUUGGACAUUCACGUUGGCAGAGACAGACAAGUAGACGAAUCAGAUAUCAAGAACCUCGUAUACCUCCAAGCUGUAAUCAAAGAAGAGUUCCGUUUAUACUCCGGUCCGCUAUCCGGAAUGCGCAAAGCGACCGAAGAUUGCGUUGUAGCUGGCUACCACGUCCCAAAGGGCACUCAACUAAUAAUAAACGCAUCCAAGAUUCACCGUGAUCCCCGAGUGUGGUCCGACCCUUUACAGUUCAAACCCGAAAGGUUCUUAACAGAAAAUGUGGGUAUUGAUGUUAGAGGUCAAGAUUAUGAACUCCUUCCAUUUGGAGCUGGUAGAAGAAUAUGUCCCGGUACUUCAUUUGCACUUCAAGUUUUGCCUUUGGCCCUGGCACGUUUGAUUCAUGGAUUUGAGUUUAGUACGCCCAAUAACGUACCGGUUGAUAUGACUGAAUGUCCUGGCUUGCAGAAUGCUAAGGCCAUUCCUCUUGAAGUACUCAUUACACCUCGACUUCCUUCUAAACUUUAUGUGUAAUCUCUACGAGAAGUUUACCUUUCAGCUUGACUCUUUAUCACGUUUUUUUACGUUCCUGUUGUAACAUUGUUUGUAAUCUGUAAUGCUAAUGGGUUUUUUUUCUUUUGGAAUAAUUUAUACCGUUAAUAAAUAAAAAUCGUCCUUACUUGGAACUUUGAACUAA
Messenger RNA from Papaver somniferum (opium poppy), 1885 nucleotides. RefSeq names its product cytochrome P450 CYP82D47-like. The record is from RefSeq and is a predicted model, not a curated record. The transcript is spliced from 2 exons. NCBI's taxonomy places the organism in Eukaryota, Viridiplantae, Streptophyta, Magnoliopsida, Ranunculales, Papaveraceae. Bases 112 to 1722 code for a protein of 536 amino acids. Gene Ontology annotation, molecular function: oxidoreductase activity, acting on paired donors, with incorporation or reduction of molecular oxygen; monooxygenase activity; heme binding. Gene Ontology annotation, biological process: defense response to other organism.